AUGGUGCCCACAAGGGUCGUGGUGGUCCUCUUCUUGGUUGGAAUUGUCGGUUGCGCCGCGUCGGCCAGAGGCGGCAGCGCCGGCGCCACGGUGAGGCCGUGGGCCAGCGGCUCCGUCGAUCAGCCCCCCGUGCGCGAAGGCCUCCAAAGCUGGGCCUCGCAACUCGUGUUCGCCAUCUCGCCCGAAGUGGUGAACUGCUCGUCCUGUCCUUCUUCGUCCGAGCCAACAACGUCACCGGCAGCCCCGCCGUGGCUGGGUCAGCGUUCGUUGGCGGCAUCGUUCCCCUGCGACAUCACGGCCGCCGACAAGUGGUGCGCCUACUCGAUCCCGCUGCGCGCGGCCACCACUCUAGGUCGGGGAAACGGCCAGGUGGCGUUCUCCUACGCCAUCAAGCAGCAAUCGUUCAUCAUCGCCAACGUGUCGCUGGUCAGCUGUGCGAGCGCGGGCGUGACGGACCCCUCGACCCUCGCCGCCGCGUUCUACUACCCCGAGCGCGACGACCCGACGGCCGCGUGGCGCACCGAGGCCCAGGCCCGGAUCAACACCACCCGCACGACCCGGCUCUCGAUCCCCGUGGUUGACAUCAACGGGCGGCCCGUCAAGGGCGCGCUCGUCAACGUCUAUCAGCAGCGCCACCGGUUCGGGUUCGGGUCGGCCCUCAGGGCGUCGCUCCUGUCGAGCAACCCUACCUACGCCGACAAGGUGAAGGAACAUUUCGAUGGUGCUGGAGAAUGA
This is a messenger RNA of Acanthamoeba castellanii str. Neff, 735 nucleotides long. RefSeq lists its product as uncharacterized. The transcript is spliced from 4 exons. Lineage: Eukaryota; Discosea; Longamoebia; Acanthamoebidae. The record is from RefSeq and is a predicted model, not a curated record. The coding region runs from base 1 to 735 and encodes 244 amino acids.